AGCCUCGGGAUCCGGAAACCUACGUCAUCACUCUGCGCCGCAGCGUGCAGGAAACUGUGAAGGACGCUGGUGAGAGGAGUGGGAUGAAAUCACGACAAAUAUAAAGGUGUGACAGGCGUGGAUGUUGUCAUGAUGGCGGCGGUGACGUGUCUGACUCGAGCCCUGCGCUCCCUGACUCUCUCCCAGCAUGCUCUGCUCUCCUCGCAGACGGGCGCGCAGACUAAACUGGGAGCUCAGGUGUCCAGUACAGCCGUACAGGUGAGAGGCUUUCUCACCACAGCCGCUCUGAGUCAGAACAGGACUCACUGGAAGCAGAUAGAGAAGUACACCGUCAGACCGAUUGGCAUGAAGAAGACGGGAGGCCGAGAUCACUCAGGAAGGAUCCGCACACACGGCAUCGGUGGAGGUCACAAACAGAGAUACCGCAUGGUCGAUUUUCAGCGACUGCGCUACGAAGCGGACAGAGAGGUCAAGCCGUUUGACGAGAAGGUCGUUGAAGUGCGAUACGACCCCUGCAGGUCUGCCAACAUCGCUCUGGUCGCCGGAGGAAACCGUAAACGGUGGAUCAUCGCUACAGAGAACAUGCAGGCCGGAGACAUCAUCAAAACCUCCGGAGUCAUCGGACGCAUGGCAGUUUCGGCCAGUGAGGGCGAUGCGUACCCGCUGGGAGCGCUUCCUGUGGGGACCCUGGUGAACAACCUGGAGAUCCAACCCGGGAAAGGAUCAGAGUACAUCCGAGCUGCAGGUACGAGCGGCGUUCUGCUGCGGAAAGUCAACGGGACCGCCAUCGUUCAGCUUCCUUCAAAGCAGCAGGUUCAGGUGCUGGAGACCUGCAUGGUGACGGUGGGACGGGUGUCAAACAUCGACCACAACAAAAGGAUCAUCGGGAAAGCGGGUCGGAAUCGCUGGCUCGGGAUCCGUCCUUCCAGCGGCCUGUGGCAGAGGAAGGGCGGCUGGGCGGGGCGCAAGAUCAAACCUCUGCCUCGGAUGAAGAAUUACGUCAACCUGCCGUCCAUCUCGGCUUAAGAACACCUGUGUGUGUGUGUGUGGACGCGUUUGGGACUGCAGAUUGUGUUACAUCAUCCUGUGUUCAUGUGUUCGGGCCUCACCAUGACCUCUGACCCCAUGAAUAAAGACGAGCUGUUUGUACAGAAGAUUAAAAACUUUUAUUAAACACAA
Molecule: messenger RNA, 1179 nt
Organism: Labrus bergylta (ballan wrasse)
Lineage: Eukaryota; Metazoa; Chordata; Actinopteri; Labriformes; Labridae
Gene: mrpl2
Product: mitochondrial ribosomal protein L2
Biological process (GO): mitochondrial translation
Cellular component (GO): mitochondrial large ribosomal subunit; ribosome
Molecular function (GO): structural constituent of ribosome; RNA binding
Source: RefSeq, a predicted model, not a curated record